This is a messenger RNA of Microsporum canis CBS 113480, 984 nucleotides long. RefSeq names its product WW domain-containing oxidoreductase. The record is from RefSeq and is a predicted model, not a curated record. Bases 1 to 984 code for a protein of 327 amino acids. The transcript has 4 exons. NCBI's taxonomy places the organism in Eukaryota, Fungi, Ascomycota, Eurotiomycetes, Onygenales, Arthrodermataceae.
AUGCCUGCUCCCUACAACACCAACACCACUGCAGGCGAGCUCGUCUCUGACUACGCUCAUUUGAUCAAGGGCAAGGUCAUCCUGACGACGGGCGUGUCUUCAAACUCCCUUGGAGCAGUCUUCGUGCAGUCAGUCGCUGCAGCCAAUCCAUCAUGUCUUAUCCUGGCAGCUCGCAAUGUCGGCAAAUUGACUCAGACAGCAGCAGAGAUUACCGCCGCGCAUCCUACGGUCAAGGUGCGCACCUUGCAGGUAGAUUUGGCCUCUCUGCAAAGUGUUCGUGCUGCCGCUACCGAAAUCAAUGCAUGGGAUGACCUCCAGGCCAUUGACGUGCUAGUCAACAACGCGGGAAUCAUGGCUGUGGACUACCGACUCUCCCCGGACGGAUUCGAAUCGCAGUUUGCCACCAACCAUCUGGGGCCGUUCUUUUUCACCAAUCUCAUCAUGAAGAAGAUUGUUGCGGCUAAGGAGCCCAGGAUUGUAGUUGUCAGCAGCGAGGGCCAUCGAUUGAAUCCAGUUCGGUUCCAUGAUUACAAUUUCGAUGAUGGAAAGACAUAUAACCGUUGGCGCGCCUACGGGCAGAGUAAAUCCUGCAACGUUCUCUUUGCUAUCUCACUCGCCCAAAAACUGGGUGUUAAGUCCGGAUUACAAGCGUUCAGCCUCCACCCAGGGGCCAUCGUCACGAACUUGAGUGCUCACCUGAACUUGGAAACGGCGCAAGACGAACUUCAGAAUUUAGACAAGUGGCUGGGUAACCGUGAAGGCUGGAAACGGUUUGAUCUAAAGUCACCGGAGAGAGGUGCUGCCACCCACGUAUACGCAGCCUUCGAUCCCAACCUGAAAUGUAGCAAUGGAGCUUAUCUGACUGACUGCCAUGUGGCGGACCCUAUGGUCGACACGAUCAAGCCGUGGGCGACGAAUAGCUUCGAAGCAGAGAGACUGUGGCGGCUGAGCGAAAGGCUGGUUGGGCAAGAGUUUCCAUAUUAG